Messenger RNA from Ornithorhynchus anatinus (platypus), 474 nucleotides. RefSeq names its product meiosis/spermiogenesis associated 1 (gene MEIG1). Gene Ontology annotation, cellular component: nucleus. Lineage: Eukaryota; Metazoa; Chordata; Mammalia; Monotremata; Ornithorhynchidae. Bases 114 to 380 code for a protein of 88 amino acids. The record is from RefSeq and is a predicted model, not a curated record. The transcript has 3 exons.
CGUUGCUAGGAGACGGCGCGCGCGCGCGGCGCGGCCGUUGGCUGAGAGCGGCGGAGCCCCGACGGAGAGCGCAUCCCCGGGGAAAAAAGACCGAUGGUGAAAUUCCUGCAGCCAUGGCCACCCCAGACGUCAAACCAAAAUCAAUAAGUCGUGCUAAGAAGUGGUCAGACGAGAUAGAGAAUCUGUACAGAUUUCAGCAAGCAGGGUAUCGAGAUGAAAUAGAAUACAAACAAGUGAGACAAGUUGCUAUGGUAGAUCGUUGGCCAGAGACAGGGUAUGUGAAGAAACUUCAGAGAAGAGACAAUACUUUCUACUAUUACAACAAACAGAGGGAAUGCGAAGACAAAGAAGUCCAGAAAGUGAAAGUUUAUGCUUAUUAAUACUUCCUCCUUGAGUUAUAUGCUAUUUAUAAAAAAUGUCAUUUCAUGUUAAAACCGUAUAUGUUUGUGAAAGUAAAUCUGAUCUUAACCUGUA